Scleropages formosus (Asian bonytongue) is the source of this 1797-nucleotide messenger RNA. It is a transcript of the gene ppid, whose product is annotated as peptidylprolyl isomerase D. NCBI's taxonomy places the organism in Eukaryota, Metazoa, Chordata, Actinopteri, Osteoglossiformes, Osteoglossidae. The transcript has 10 exons. The coding region runs from base 245 to 1372 and encodes 375 amino acids. The record is from RefSeq and is a predicted model, not a curated record. Gene Ontology annotation, molecular function: protein binding; peptidyl-prolyl cis-trans isomerase activity; cyclosporin A binding. Gene Ontology annotation, cellular component: cytosol; cytoplasm. Gene Ontology annotation, biological process: protein folding; protein peptidyl-prolyl isomerization.
UAUGAAAUUACGCAGCCAAUCUAGCUUUGAUUUUUAUUGUGUCACAAUUUAAAAACGCUUUUAUUUUGACGUUUUGAGCGCGGCACCACCGGAAGUAGUUUUUUCCGCUCCCGCUCGUUCACGUUCGCACCGCUAGUCCAGACAUAACGCUGCUCCCGUGUGUGUGUGGUGUACUUCUCCGUACUCGUUAUUUUCAUUAUUUUUAAUUUAAAAAAAAAAAAAAAAAAAAAAACGUGGUUAAGAAAUGUCAAAUCCGUCACCCCAAAAUAAGCCUUCGAACCCGGACAACCCGCGGGUUUUCCUCGAUAUUGACGUUGGCGGUGAAAGAGUGGGCCGCGUCGUCCUCGAGUUGUUUGCAGACGUCGUCCCCAAAACUGCGGAGAACUUCAGAGCCCUGUGCACCGGGGAGAAGGGCGACGGUCCGGCCACCGGGAAGCCGCUGCACUUUAAAGGAUGCCCGUUCCACAGGAUCAUAAAGAAAUUCAUGAUUCAGGGAGGAGACUUUUCAAAUCAAAAUGGCACUGGAGGAGAGAGCAUAUAUGGUGAGAAGUUUGAAGAUGAAAAUUUCCACUAUAAGCACGACAGGGAGGGCCUGCUCAGCAUGGCCAACUCUGGGCCCAAUACCAAUGGUUCCCAGUUCUUCAUCACCACUGUCCCAACUAGCCACCUUGAUGGGAAGCAUGUGGUUUUCGGACAAGUGCUUAAGGGCAUGGGUGUUGUUAAGAUCCUGGAGGCUGUAGAGACCAAAGAGGACACGCCUGUGGAGCCGUGUAUUAUCGCAGACUGCGGUGAGCUCCGUCAAGGAGACGACUGGGGCAUUGCUCUGAAUGACGGCUCAGGGGACGUCCACCCUGACUUCCCUGAGGACGCAGACAUCGACUUUAAAGAUGUUGAUAAAAUCUUGUCCAUUGCUGAGGAUGUCAAGAAUAUUGGGAAUAACUUCUUUAAGUCCCAGAACUGGUUGGCAGCUAAUAAGAAGUAUUCCAAAGCUCUGAGGUACCUCGAAGUGUGUGGUGAUGUAGUGGAUGAUGACGACGAAGAAAACGCUUCCCAGAAGAAGCUGGAACCAGUUGCCCUGAGCUGCAUCCUGAACAUCGCUGCUUGUAAGCUGAAACUACAGCUAUGGCAGGAUGCCAUCGACAGCUGCACCCAGGCACUUGAUUUGAACCCGAGCAACACUAAAGCACUGUACCGACGAGCCCAGGCCUGGCAGGGAAUGAAGGAGUAUGACCAAGCAAUGGCUGAUCUUAAGAAAGCUCAAGAAAUAUCCCCAGCUGACAAAGCCAUUGGGAAUGAGAUGCUGAAAGUGAAACAAAAAGUGAAGGAGGAGAAAGAAAGGGAAAAAAAGACCUAUGCAAAAAUGUUUGCCUGAAGAUCUCAUCUCGGGGGCAGAGGGGCAUAGAGAGCAUGUUGGUAAAUCAACACUUUAAAUUACAUUGCAAACAGGUGGGCCCCUUAUACCAUGAAGAACAGACUAAACAGAGUACAUGAUAACAUGGCUUAGGGUCAUACAAGCCAUCUCCUAGUCCUGCUAUUAGUGUUCCAGGUCCCAAUAUUUACUGUAUUCAGAGAUGAAAUGUUUGCCUUCUGUCAAUCAUUUAACAAGUCCAUCUAAAUAUGUAAAAGUGGUCUUCAUUUACAUAGAUGUGGAAAAUCCUCAUUGUGGAAUACUGUAGAAACUGAUUUUAAAGAAGAAAAAGAAUGUGUCUCUGCCUACACUGUACCUGGGUGCCUUUUACUGUACUUGGUCCCAAUAUAACUUGUAUAGGCCAGCACAUUUCUGAAUAAAGUAUUUGU